Molecule: messenger RNA, 1773 nt
Organism: Myotis lucifugus (little brown bat)
Lineage: Eukaryota; Metazoa; Chordata; Mammalia; Chiroptera; Vespertilionidae
Product: zinc finger protein 883
Exons: 3
Coding region: 1-1773 (590 amino acids)
Biological process (GO): regulation of transcription by RNA polymerase II
Cellular component (GO): nucleus
Molecular function (GO): RNA polymerase II cis-regulatory region sequence-specific DNA binding; DNA-binding transcription factor activity, RNA polymerase II-specific
Source: RefSeq, a predicted model, not a curated record
AUGAACUUUGAGGACGUGGCCAUUGUCUUCUCUGAGGAGGAGUGGGGGCUCCUUGAUGAGGCUCAGAGACUUCUCUACUGCAAUGUGAUGCUGGAAGUGUUUGCACUUGUCUCAUCGGCAGGUUGUUGGCAUAAAACGGAUGAUGAGGAGGCCUGUUCUGAGCAGAGCGUAUCUGUACAAGGACAGUCACAGUUCACGGUGUCUAAGACAGAGCCAGCAACCCAGAGGACCCAUGUGUGUAAGCGGUGUUUCUCUGUGUUCAAAGACAUUCUGCACCUGACUGAGUCACAGGCAGCAUACCUUGAGCAGAAAGCCUGCUUCAGUGACAUACGUGUGAGAGACUUCUGUUUCAGUGCAAACCCUCGCCAGCAACAGAGGGAAUCCAGUGGAGAGAAGCCCUGGAAAGAAGCUGUGAACAGGACCUCGUUUGUGACCAGGUGCAGCUUCUACUUAUCAAGGCUCCCUUCAUACAGUAGGGAGGUUGCGGAAGACUUGCCAGCCAUCUCAGAGCUUCUCCAGCCCCAGGUCCCUCUCAACACUGAGGAGUCACACGGCGGCAGUGAGAUUUCCCUGAAACAUAGCAGUGGAAAAGGUCAUAACCAGUGGGGUCAAUGUGAAAAUGCCACCAGCCACAACCAGAAAGUUGUUCAACAGAACGUCUGCAAGGGAGAAGCAAAUUAUGCAUGGAAGAAAUCUGGAGAAAUUUUUAGAGAAAUCUCUAGCAUCAUUCGAUAUAGGAAAGCUCACAGUGGAGAAAAGCCAUAUGAGUGUAGUGACUGUGGGAAGGCCAUUGGAUAUAAAACUAACCUCAAUCAACACCACAGACUUCACACUGGAGAAAAGCCAUAUGUGUGUAGUGACUGUGGUAAGUCAUUCAGACAAAGGUUUAGCCUUACUAAGCACCAGAGAGUUCACACUGGAGAAAAACCUUAUAAGUGCAGUGAAUGUGGGAAGUCCUUUAGACAGAGGUAUAACCUCACUGACCACCAGAGUGUACACAGUGGAGAAAAACCUUAUGAGUGUAGUGAAUGUGGGCAGUCCUUCAGACAAAGAACUACCCUUACUAAUCACCAGAGAAUUCACACUGGAUAUAAACCUUAUGAAUGCAGUGAAUGUGGGAAAUCUUUUAGAAGUCAUAGUAACCUUUUUACCCACAAGAGAAUUCACACUGGAGAAAAACCUUAUGAGUGUAGUGAAUGUGGGCAGUCCUUCAGACAAAGAACUACCCUUACUAAUCACCAGAGAAUUCACACUGGAGAUAAACCUUAUGAAUGCAGUGAAUGUGGGAAAUCUUUUAGAAGUCAUAGUAACCUUUUUACCCACAAGAGAAUUCACACUGGAGAAAAACCUUAUGAGUGUAGUGAAUGUGGGCAGUCCUUCAGACAAAGAACUACCCUUACUAAGCACCAGAGAGUUCACACUGGCGAAAAACCUUAUGAGUGCGGUGAAUGUGGGAAGUCAUUUAGAGGAAGGAGUAACCUCUCCGAACACCAGAGAAUUCACACUGGCGAAAAACCUUAUGAAUGCAGUGAAUGUGGGAAAUCAUUUAGAUGCCGUGGUACCCUUCUUCAGCACAAGAUAAUUCACACAGGAGAAAGGCCUCAUGAGUGUAGUGAAUGUGGGAAAUAUUUUAGAUGUCAUAAUCACCUUUUUAUGCACAAGAGAGUUCACACAGGAGAAAGGCCUCAUGAGUGUAGUGAAUGUGGGAAAUCUUUUAGCCGAAAAUCUCACCUCAUUAGACACCUGAUUGUUCACAAUGGAGAAAAGGUUUAA